This is a messenger RNA of Bolinopsis microptera, 2004 nucleotides long. RefSeq lists its product as uncharacterized. Gene Ontology annotation, biological process: negative regulation of TOR signaling; regulation of cell cycle. Gene Ontology annotation, cellular component: TSC1-TSC2 complex. The transcript has 17 exons. NCBI's taxonomy places the organism in Eukaryota, Metazoa, Ctenophora, Tentaculata, Lobata, Bolinopsidae. The coding region runs from base 30 to 1970 and encodes 646 amino acids. The record is from RefSeq and is a predicted model, not a curated record.
UGGAGAAGUUACCAAUAGAUGAGAUAAUCAUGCAGCUGGAUAGUAGGGACAUCAAGGAGAGAAACGCUGCAAUUCAGAUUGUUAAUAGCAGCAUAUCAGAAAAUGAUCAAGUUUUGAUCUUGCUGAUUGAGCAGUAUUAUGUUUCGUUUUCUGAGAAUGUGAUGCACAUCAUCAUAUCUCUUGCCACUGAAAGCAGAGCACAGCUUCUUUAUGAUUCGUUGUAUCUUGAGUUUGUCCGGUUACCCUCUCACAAUCUGAAACCUACUCUGGUUCUUCUCACCACUCUACUGAGGUGUGACCCGGAGCCUUCUUGGAUGUAUCUAUUUGUCGGCCACCCAAUGCUCAAUGAUAUGCUAGCUGCUUUCAAGUCAGAAGACAGUGCGGAGUGUAUGCCACUAGGACUGGUGUUUGUUUCCAUGUUACUCCCUCUUUCUCCUGUGCGACUGGAGGCCUCUCUAAACGAACUGUUCUCUCUUCUAGACCAAGUUCUCACUGUUUAUCAGAAGAAAGGAGGUAAACCGUGGGAGCUGAUACAGCGGAUCUGUUUCCACUACAUGGUAACACUGUACAGCCUCUACCCAGUACAACUAGUGACCUGGGCUCAGACUCUGGAAGAGGGAACUCCUACUGGACACUUUGUGUUAACUUACGGGACAAUGCUGAAACUGCAUGCAGCCCUCUUGCAGCCUCCUACUCAAGCUAGUGAGGAAGGCAUGAAGUGUCCCCACUCAAUGUCCGACUGGGAAUCACAUGAUAUAAUCUGGGAGGUGAGCUGCUACACAGAAACACUGGAUCUCCUGUACGAGGCGAGGAUGAUAGCCGGGGUUAAAGAGGGCGAGGUGACGGAAAUGCACGAUAUAAGUUGGGAAUCUGUCGAUAGUAACAGUGCGAAUAGGAGUAUAGCUAGUCAGACCUCUGAAGUUUCAAGUUCUAAGAAUAAUAGCGAAGUUAACACGAUAAGCGACGGUCUGAUAUCAACAUAUUUGGACAAGACAUUAGUAUCUUCUCCUGGAAUGGUCCACCGCAGAAAAAACAGCCACCGAUUUGAAAAUGAUAGUUUUGAGAGUAACCAAUCAGCAGUAGUGGUACUGGAAGGGGAGCUGAUGCUGGAGAAAUACCUGAGAUUCCAGCACGAGAGGCGGAACAGAAGAUAUCUGAGUCAAGUUAGGCAGUGUCAGAACGAGCGGUCUUAUAAUCAGGUAUACAGAGACGAGUGGGAGCGGCAGAAGCUGGAGCUAGCUGCUGCAGAAACCAAAGUAGCUGAUUUAACUCUGAGAUGUGAGGAGGAACGCAGGGAUUCUCAGAAACAGCUGUUUGAGAUCGAGAAGAGGCUGAACGAGAAGAUGGCAGUUCUGUCACGACGCAACAUUGAGCUGGAAAGGAACGAGAAAGAGAACAGUUCUAAAGUAGAGGAACUGCAAAAGAAACUAGACGACAAGGCGCGACGUCUCUUUGACCUCGAGGGCGUCAGCGGACUGAUGGCAGAGAAACAGAAGGAAUUAUUUGUGGUAGCGGAGCACAAUAAGACCUUGAUUAACAAGGUGAAACAACUACAGAACCAAGUGUUUGUUAUCAACGAGAUACGUUCCUUUCAGUGCGAUGCUUUGAAUGCGUUAAAACCGUUCUGUUACAAAACUAAAAACAGCAACAACCCGUACAGAAGUCCCACAAAAAAAACCCCAGAUAUUGCAAACUUGACCAAGUUAGCCAGUGAAACACAACGAAAGUUCGAGAACACCGAGAACGAAGUGAAACGUUUGCGGAGUAAGAACUCCCGGAUGGAGGAAGAGAUUACAGCGAUGAAAGAAAAGCUUGCGAAACAGAAGAAUCUAACUGAGAAGACUACUAACUUCUGGGAACAGAAGUACUCCGGUCUGGAGAAGACAUGCUCCACCUACAAGAGUACGUAUAGCGAGAUGUGCCAGAAAGUUCUGAGACUCAAACGAGAUCUGGAACUCCGCCCCUUUUGAGUUUCGAUUUUAAGUUUUUAAUUUGAAGAUCAUU